This is a messenger RNA of Talpa occidentalis (Iberian mole), 5919 nucleotides long. It is a transcript of the gene TEF, whose product is annotated as TEF transcription factor, PAR bZIP family member. Lineage: Eukaryota; Metazoa; Chordata; Mammalia; Eulipotyphla; Talpidae. The transcript has 4 exons. The record is from RefSeq and is a predicted model, not a curated record. Gene Ontology annotation, molecular function: RNA polymerase II cis-regulatory region sequence-specific DNA binding; DNA-binding transcription factor activity, RNA polymerase II-specific. Gene Ontology annotation, biological process: regulation of transcription by RNA polymerase II. The coding region runs from base 1690 to 2490 and encodes 266 amino acids. Gene Ontology annotation, cellular component: nucleus.
ACUGAAAUGCACUGCUGAGGGGAGCAGCAGGGAGACAGGAGAGGUCUGCUGCGCCAUGUGGGUUGCUCCCUGGCUGGCCGGGUAUCGAACUCGUGCUGCAGAGGCUGUGGACUGCUUCAUAGUGAGGUGCUUAAACCCUUGCGCCACCAGGGAGGCCCUGACAAUGGACAUUCCUCAUCCUUGUCUCUGCUGUAGCGUAGGUGCUAGAACCCAGCCUCAACCCACAGCCUCACCCCCACACCCAAAGUAAUUCUACUCCUGACACACAGCCCCCUGAAUAGAAGGGGCAGGGGGGAGGCCCACCUACUCCAUUGCAUGCUCUCUCACCCAGAAGCCCCUACCCACUCUGAGGUAAGCAUGCCAGAAAAAGAACUGACGGUUACGCAGAAGUCACUUCCCCAAGGCCAGGGGGCUGGUCAGUUGCUGAAGGGAGACCCCACCCAAGCCUGCCUCCCAAGCCCACAAAGUCACUGCUGCCCCCCAGGACCAUGCUUCCCUCGCAGUCACUGCAUUGAAAAGCUGUUACUCAAGAACACUGAGGUCCCACUUCAUACCUUUAUAGUCUUAACCACAUAAUAGCAUGUUCUUUGCAUGGAGUUUAUUUCUUUGUGGGACUCACAAACACCAUGGAAAUUAACUAAUUAUUUCUCACAAUAUUUAUUCUCCCACUUAGAGAAGGGGCAAGGCUGUGCUGUUAUUUCCACUUGACUGAUAAGGCUGGAAAUAGAGAGAGGUGCUUUGGCUCCUGUGGGUCAGCUGGUGGGUGCAGAGAAAGUACUGGCCCCGCCUCUGGGCUGGGCUGUCAGGCAGAGCUGUCCAAUGCCGCCUGCAGGCCCCUCUUUAAUCUCCCCCAGCUUGCAAGUCAGCACGAGAGAGAACAUGUUCGCAAUGUUCCUGGUGCCUGUGACAUACCGUUUACCCCGUGGUUAUCCAGGGGGAAAACCCUCUGGGGCGCGCCAGUACAAGCACAGAGAGCUGAAUCAAAGCUCGGUUUUGAAGCCCUAGCCUGCCUGCCACUAGCCAAGGCCGAUAGGUGAGUUUCCCUAGGCUGGGUGAUGAGUGGAAAGGUGUGAUCUAUACAGAUAUAGUAGGUAACUUAGAGAGCUUUAAAAAAAAAAAUCUGUGUUUACUCCCUCUCACUCUGUCCCACUUUUGUCAUGAAGAGUUAGUUCCAAAUCUCCAGUUACUAUAAAUCCUCCUAAUACCUUGAGAACUGUUUUUUCCUUUCAAUAAUGUCACACUAGUUAACGAAAAUACACCUUUUACUUUCACCCAGCCAGUCGACCUCUGUCACACUGGCCUUUCUACAAAAAUUUCACGUCAAUUUCCUUGAAAUGUGUUCCUAAAACCUCAGGGUCAGUUUCUCCCGAGGGCAUUUUACUUUCACCAAGUGUAGAACUCCCAGUAGCAACAACCCUGCACACAGAUCUCCAGCACACAACUGAGCAUUUCUGCUGAACACGGAGCCCCGGGGACCUACACCCUGGCCUCCAGGAUAGGCCACACCAACCUGGGCGUGUGCGCCGGCGGGUUGUGUACUAUCAUGAAACCAUUUGUUGCAGGUUUGCGUUGUGCGUUCUCUUUGCAUCUGGCUCACAGACACCCCACAGGGUAGAUCCCGUCCCAUCUCCAUCUGACUUGUAAGAAGCUGCCCGGCGGUGCAGGUCACGUUUCCCAUCAGGUCAGAAGAUGGAGUGUUACUGUCCUUCUCGAUGCCAAAUAUGUGGCCGAAGAGAUAAGGAAAAGGGGAAGGAGAAGCUGGAGGAGGACGAGACAGCGGCAGCCAGCACCAUGGCCGUCUCCGCCUCCCUCAUGCCGCCCAUCUGGGAUAAGACCAUCCCGUACGACGGCGAGUCUUUCCACCUGGAAUACAUGGACCUGGACGAGUUCCUGCUGGAGAACGGCAUCCCUGCCAGCCCCACUCACCUGGCCCAGAAUCUGCUGCUCCCUGUGGCUGAGCUGGAAGGCAAGGAGUCGGCCAGUUCCUCUGCAGCCUCCCCGCCGUCCGCCUCCGCCACUGUCUUCCAGCCCUCAGAGGCCGUGUCCAGCACAGAAUCCCCCCUGGAAAAGGAGAGGGAGACUCCCAGUCCCAUUGACCCCAGCUGCGUGGAGGUGGAUGUGAACUUCAACCCCGACCCUGCGGACCUGGUCCUCUCCAGCGUGCCUGGCGGGGAGCUCUUCAACCCUCGGAAGCACAAGUUUGCAGAGGAGGACCUGAAACCCCAGCCCAUGAUCAAAAAGGCCAAGAAGGUCUUUGUUCCUGACGAGCAGAAGGAUGAAAAGUACUGGACACGCCGCAAGAAGAACAACGUGGCAGCCAAGCGGUCCCGGGACGCCCGGCGCUUGAAGGAGAACCAGAUCACCAUCAGGGCGGCCUUCCUGGAGAAGGAGAACACGGCCCUGCGGACGGAAGUGGCGGAGCUGCGCAAGGAGGUGGGCAAGUGCAAGACCAUCGUGUCCAAGUAUGAGACCAAGUACGGGCCCUUGUAACCUGUGCCCCUGCCCGGGCAGCACUGCCUGCUCCUCAGACCGCUGCUGGGGGGGCUCCCUGGAACCCCACACACGCGUGGAGACUUAUGACUCGUCGCAGGCGAGGGCGGUGCCCUGCUCCAGGAGCGUUCGCGUUCAAGCUUCAUUAUCAUGUGGCGAUUUUCCGGGGGGCCAGCCUCCUCGCUGGCAGGGACGCGAGAAGCUACACAGACAGCGAUUCAGCCGUGGUUUCUGUUCCUGGAUGUCCCGGGUGGAUUGGAAGGGACCUUUGGAGCGUACGUCUCUCCUCCACAGGCGCUCAGGCUCCCCUGCCUCUCCCUCAUCUCCAGCCUGACCAUCAAGGCCUGUCUGCAAAAUGAGUCGUGCUCACGGCCACCCCGGUCUCAUCCGGCAGCGGGGUGCGUUUCCAGCUUGAGUGUGUCUGUUGUACACGUCACCCUCCCCGGCAAGGCUGUGAGAGACGCGUCUGCUCUCGCCUCCCUCAGAGACGCCGCCACUCCUCCAUGUCCACCUGGGUGCCUCGCCACGGGAGGGCUUCUCCGUGCAGCCUGGGAUAGGGUUUGGGCCUGGGGCCUGCAGUGGAAGCGCGCUCAGCUGUCCUUCACUCCCGCACCCCUACCCCUUGCAGCUCUGAGGCCUGAGCCGGGAGGCGGCUGUGGCGGUCGCCCUGUGUUUCAUCCGCUGCAGGGGACGGAGUCCAGGCUGCGCCCCCGAGCCUGGAGCCCCAGCGCGGAGGGCGGGCUCUUCGUCCACUUUGGCAGGUCACUGGUGGAGGCCACCUGCUUCUCCUGUGUCCUCUAGACGGGGCUGCUAGGCCUGCUGUUUCUUCUCACCCAGUAACCUAUCUCAGAUCUUGGAUUUAAGAGGAAACCCCCCUCACCCAGGCAACUUUAACUUCUGGACCCAGGAUGCACCUUCCACACGACAUUUGGAAAAUUGGCCUCCGCAACCCCUCACCGUGUGGCCCGGGGGGCCGAGCAUGUUUCUUGAGAAGCUUUUUUUUUUGGCUCUGCUCUGCGAUGUGGGCCAGGCUGGAGUUCGCCAUCCUUGAAGGCAGAAGAGGGCUUCCCAGUUCUCGCCUCAGGCUCCUCCAGGCAGGCUGCCCGAGGGCGUCGGCCAGGUAGGACGCUGUCAGGCUCGCAGGGUCACAGCUCGACUCUGGUGGAAUAGCAGCUCUUGGGACAUUUACAGGGCUAGUGUCCCCCAACCCCGGUCCCGGGAGCUGGGGGCCGUCUACACAGCCUGGUGCGGGGGCUCCUGCAGCUGUGCUUCACUACCUCGCAGCUGCUCCUCUCCUGUGUCUGGCCAGACUCCAUGUCUCGCGCUGCCUGGAAGAGGAACCGAGGACGCCACGGACCCCCCGCCGCGGGGGCGUCUGGGGAUGGGUGCGUUCUCCUUUGCUCAGGGCAGGCAGCCUGCGGUGAAGAGGUGGCCGGGCCUGUUGUCACGCCCCUGGCUUUUUUAAAGUGGUGGCUCCAGGUCCUGCAUCCCGAUUCCUGAAGACUUUUUAUAACAGCUGUUAAAGCUCGGGGGCACCCUCGUGACUGGACCACGCCCCGGGGAGGAGCCCUGCAGGACCUGUGCGCCCGCCUCCCCGGGGACUUGGCAGGAGCCCCGAGGCCCACGGAGAGCCCUUCUCCGGGCCCCUGACCUUCCCUCUGCGGUUCUGUAGAAACCACGCACACACUUUCCACUCUCUUGUAACCACACCAGGGCAGUCGCAUCCAGCAUGUCAGCGUCCUGCCCCGGGCAGCCCGCCCGCCCGGGCGCGCUCCCUCUGGCCUGGCUGCCCACCAAGACGGCAGUUCUCAUUUUGUUCUUCGUAGAAGAGCCUCCAGCUUAAGAGCUCUUCGUUUUCUUUGGCCAGAAAGUGUAUGGUUUGUGUUUUUUCAGUUUUACUUUUUAAAGGGUAGACAUUUAAUCCCUGGGCGUCGUCCAUGUUCUGACCCCAGGGGUGGGGCGUGGGCCCCUCUAUCCCUCCUCCUGCCUGUGCAGCACCCCUCCCCCGCAGACAGUGGGUGUCUGGCUCCUUCCCAGAGUGCUUAGCUUACUCGGAGGAGUGUGGCCACGGGCCCCUUUUGGAAGCUUCCCUUGAGUCAGGCGCCUGCGCCCUGGGGGCUGACCUUUGGGGAGGGGGUGCCUAGGUGCGGGUGUCUCCUUCCUUGUGGGAAGGAGGGGGCUGGUGUCUGCUUGUUUCUGUCAUGGGAUCGGGAGUCUCCCUGACUCCCUCCUGGACUCUGUGUCUUGGGCCCAACAUCCGAAGACCGAGGCUCUUGUGCUGGCAUCUUUGACUUUAGAAGCACUGGGGGCUCGAGCGUGUCGGGCUUCGUGCGGGUUCGCCGCGGCUGGGAAGCGCACCCCUUCUUUAGCAGCCUCCGUACAGCCUCAGAAGAGACAAAUCAUGAAUGAACUCGAAUGUUGCAAGAAUAUAUGUAUGAUAAAUGUCUAUCUAGAAGUAUAUAUAUAUAUAUAUUUUGUUUGUUUCGGAGAGCGCGCGCGCGCUUUGACGACGGCCAGCAGCCUCGUGGAGGACCCGGGUGACUCCCUCGGCCAGCGAGUGAGGUUUUCCUGUCUGGGUCCUGAGGUUGGGGACGGCUCUUGGUAGGGAACCUUCUCUCUGCUCAGGGGGCCUCUCCACGCUCCUCCAGCCUGGCCAGGGGCAGUGCGGGGGCCCGCAGGCGCUGACCGCCAUGUGCCGGGUGGCCCUCCGCAGGCCCCGGGAGCUCUGCUCUGUAGCGCGGGGGGCUGAGAGCCCCUGGUUUUCACAGUAAAGCCCCACCCAGAGCUCCUUUGACAUCUGUUAAUUAAGUGCAAUAAAUUUUUCUAGAAAAUGGCAAAGAUGACUUCCAGGUGGGUAUUGCUGUCUUACAGUGUUGGGGAUGCCAGAACACCACUUGGUUUUAUUUUUCUAGGUGCAUGAGACGUGACUGAGCGUGUGGGGCUCUGUGUCCUCCCUGGGAGCUGGCUUUCCAGUGGGCCCCCCUCUCCUUUACUUUUGUCUGGGGACGGGGGCAGGAAGAGAACCCUUUCUUCCCAGCUGGAGAGGGCAGAAGCAGACCAUAGCCCAUUGGCCUUACGUGCGUGUGUCUGUGUGUGUGUCUGUGUGCGUCUGUGCGCGUGCGCGCCCGCAUGAGUGUGUCACUGCUGGUGGGCCGGAGUGAUGUGGUGGGGAGGGAAGCUGGGAAUGUAUCCUUUUCAAAACAAAAUUAAAUAUUUUGAGACGAGAAUUGUGGGGUCUGUCUUUACUUUCCCAUCAUUCCUCUCCCUGCAUGUUGGCCUGAAGCCUGAGGGGCACCCCAGCACCCCUUUAUCACCAGCCAGAGGCCUUUGGCCAAGUCACCUAACCAUCCGUGUCUCGCUGUCCUGCUGCCGGGUGGGAGGAAGCCCCACCUGCUGCGUCACGCACUUGCCCCAUGGGGAGCGGGGCCG